AGGAGGGGACGCACGCAAACGAAGAGAUGUCAAAUUGCACUAAUGACUUUUGGAACUGAAGAAAAUACGGCGAGCCGCAGUCAUUACGAUCCUCAAGAGAUGGUCGAGGAUAUAAAUUAUGAGAUCGGUGCGAGGGUAGAAUGCGAAGGUCAUCGUGGCACUGUCAGGUAUAUAGGGACCGUUGGAGAUACCAAAGGUACUUGGCUCGGUAUCGAUUGGGAUGAUCCUUCCAGAGGAAAACACAAUGGUACUUACCAGGGUACAACAUUUUUCGAAGCUCGAAACUCAACCUCUGGAUCAUUUGUUCGUCCUGGAAAAGCAAAAUUAGGCGUAACCAUUAGUAAAGCAAUAAAAGAUCGUUACGGCCUCAUAGACGAUGAUUUAGCAGGAAUAGACAGAGCUAGUUUAACGAGUUUAAAAAAAGAGAUGAAAGCACCUUUCGUAGAAAUGGUAGGAUUUUCAAAAGUAAACAGGAAACAAAGUAAAUUCGACCAGCUGACAACGGUCUUUCUUCGUGAACAAUGUAUUUCGACUGCUGGCGAACCUGGUGAACUUGGUGAACUUUGUCCUAAUCUUCGAGAACUCGAUAUAUCAAAAAACUUGAUUAAUUCGUGGAACGUUGUUGCGGACAUAUGCAGAGAACUUCCAAAACUUCAAAGAUUGGACGUCAGUGACAAUGUUUUGCCCGUUGAGGAAGAUAGUACGUCGAUAACCAUCGACGAGACGUUUCCAAAUAUCCGAUAUUUGACAAUGUCAAGAAUGAAUUACAAUUGGACAAAGGUUCAACGUUGUACGGUUUUGUUUCCAAGUUUGCAGGAAUUGUCGAUAUCCUUCAACAUCGUUAAAAGACUGGAGGAACCAUCCGGUGAUUUCCAUUUGAAUGGAAUAACGAGUCUUACUCUUGAGGGUAAUUUUUUACAAAGUUGGGACGAAGUUCUAAAGUUAGGAGCGUUACCAAGGCUCGAAAAUUUAAAUCUUAAUUCAAACGGAAUUUCAAUUGUGAGGUUUCCGUGUGAAAAAACAACAGGGAAAACGCACAUGUUCGCAGGUUUGCGACAGCUACAUCUUUCGCAUAAUUCCAUUGCAGAGUGGCGUUCGAUCAGCGAAUUGGAGAAACUCAGUAAUCUUGAAGAUCUGAAAUUCCGCGACAAUCCGGUUUUGAAGGAAGUUAGUUGCGAAACCGCAAGACAAUUGAUUAUAGCGAAGAUUGCGAAAUUGAAGUUCCUGAACGGUGUCGAAAUUGAUGCAACUGAGAGAAAAGGUGCCGAGUACGAUUAUCUCAAAUUAUUCGGGCCACAGUGGCUACAAAGUGCUAGUGAAAAUGGCAGUACCGAAACUACCGAAAGAAGAAAACAAUUCGUUGAGAAUCAUCCUAGAUAUCCAGUCCUCGUCGAAAAAUACGGAGGUCCGGAAGUGGUUGCCCCCAAAGCCAAUAUAACUCUGGUAUCCGACGUGAUAAAAGUAGAAUUUUGUUGUCCGAACGAUCCAUCGCAAACGAAAACGAUAACUAGAAAGUUACUGAAAGACAUGGACGUGCAAAAGGUGACUGGUCUGGCGCAGCGAAUAUUUAGAACUGGUGGAAAAAUUCCCAAGUUAUCAUUCGUGCGAAGGGACAUCUCGAAGGAUGAAAUUCCACUUGACAAGCCUCUCCAACUGUUGAGCUAUUACUCUAUACAAAACGGCGACCGAAUACUCGUGCGUUGGUGAUACAAAACAAAUACGCUUGUUUAUAGAUAAACUAAUUUCGUAUUUUCUACGCUAUUGAGACUCUCGAUUAAUAAUUUUGUUAAUAAACGUUUUAUAAGUUGCGAAUCA
This is a messenger RNA of Venturia canescens, 1815 nucleotides long. It is a transcript of the gene Tbce, whose product is annotated as Tubulin-binding cofactor E. The transcript has 8 exons. Bases 43 to 1707 code for a protein of 554 amino acids. The record is from RefSeq and is a predicted model, not a curated record. Gene Ontology annotation, molecular function: protein binding. Lineage: Eukaryota; Metazoa; Arthropoda; Insecta; Hymenoptera; Ichneumonidae.